Messenger RNA from Rotaria sp. Silwood1, 109 nucleotides. Lineage: Eukaryota; Metazoa; Rotifera; Eurotatoria; Philodinida; Philodinidae. The record is from the annotation of a GenBank genome assembly.
AUGGGACAUGAUGAUGAUGAUGAUGAUGAUAAUAUUUUACAAGAUUUUGAUGAAGAUCAUCAAGAAAUCAUGACUGAUUAUGCUGAUGAUCUACAAUCAAUUAAACUUG